Styela clava is the source of this 1010-nucleotide messenger RNA. Its product is annotated as vacuolar protein-sorting-associated protein 25-like. Lineage: Eukaryota; Metazoa; Chordata; Ascidiacea; Stolidobranchia; Styelidae. The record is from RefSeq and is a predicted model, not a curated record. Gene Ontology annotation, cellular component: ESCRT II complex. Gene Ontology annotation, molecular function: structural molecule activity; protein homodimerization activity. Gene Ontology annotation, biological process: protein transport to vacuole involved in ubiquitin-dependent protein catabolic process via the multivesicular body sorting pathway.
ACCCAAGGCCACUGAAAAUCAUCAUUAAAACUGUCUUAUUUCUUUAUGUCUUAUUGUGAUCAAAAAAUCUGUGGAGUGAAAAGUCUGUAAACUUUUUUCACUUGGGAUAUGUUCUUCUGAACUUCAUUAUAAUAAACAAACUUUGUGGAAAUUUGAAAGAAAAUUGAAGAAACAUUUUCUGACAAAGUUGAUUCACAUAUUGCUGUAUUGAUAGAGUUUGUUUGAGAAUAUAACAUCUGUCUUGUGCUAACUAGCUUUCAUAUCUCUGGUAUGUAUAGUUUAGUAUAAAUAACAUAUUACCAUAUUAAAAUGUCUCCUGCUUCAUUUGAAUGGCCUUGGCAAUACAACUUCCCUCCUUUUUUCACGAUUCAACCAAAUUCUGACACGAAAGCGAAGCAGAUAGACGCGUGGUGUCAACUUGUUAUAAACUAUCAUAAACAUCACAGCAAGUCAACUCUACGCGUUGCAGAUGUACAGUCUUCUCCUCUCUUUUAUAAUAAGACCAUUGAUAGAAAAUUAUCUCAUGAGGCAGUGAUAGAGAUUUUGAAUACCUUACACAAAAAAGGGAAUCUAGAGUGGACGGAUAAGGCAAAAACAACAUGCACAAUCAUCUGGAAAACUGUAGAUCAAUGGGCAGAUCUCAUUUAUGCAUGGAUAUUUCAAAAUGGGAUGGUCAACACUGUGUUCACUAUAUUUGAAUUAUGCCAUGGAGAAGAAUCAGCCAAUCAAGAAUUUCAUGGAAUAGAAGAUGAAAUUUUUUUAAAAGCACUCAGAGUUUUGGAAAAUAGAAGAAAAGCUGAACUUAUCGGCAAUGACGGAAUUAAAUUUUUCAUGUAGAAUUAUCUCAAAACAGCGUCACCAGACAGAUAUGAUUCUUACAAUCUAAGCUUCAUAUGCAUAUGAUUAGCGUAUAGCAUUUUGUAGCAAAUAUGUUAAACAAAGCUUAUAAGAAUCAAGUAGUUGCCUAUGUGCACACUGGAAUGUUUAUGCAAAACUGAAACCUGAGUGGG